CCGCCUCGCACCCUUGAUUGCCCUCGCAGACCUGAAUCAAAUCAUGUAAGUAACCGCUAAUUGAAGAAUUUCAUCUUUUCGGCACUGAUUGACAACGGAAAGGGCCACAACACCUACCGCUGUGCCCUACCAGAAAGGGACGAAGCUAGAUAUACUCGUGCGCGAAACCUAUGUCGGCGACAUAUCGCCCUCUGAGCCGGUUACCGUCACAAUCCACAAACUGCUUUCAAUAACCACAUCCGCGGUCCUGGACGUCACCAUGCCAAACCCCCACGGCAGUCCCACGCACUUUGUUCUCAAGCUUUACGACCGUCGGUUUGGCACAUUUCUUCGCUCUAAUGUACACGGCCAGGUCGUGCCACAUACACAGGAAAUUGAAGCGGCAUUUCGGACCUUCGUCAUGAAAGGGACAAUGCUCGCUUUUCUCGAGUGGCUAGAGGACACGAACAAGACACGCGAUAUGCCCAUGAAACCUCGGCAUUUUCUAGACGACGCCGACAACGGUCCUGUCAAGUUCGAGGCGGCCCUGUGGGCAAAGUGCCACGAGAACUUUGAACGCGAGACCCAGGCCUAUACCCGGCUCAGGGAUCUCCAGGGCAAGUCCAUCCCGCGUAUGCUUGCGCAUGUAUGCCUGGCAGCCACCGACGACGAACCUGUGGACGCCCUCAAAGAAAUGUCUCCGGAGUUGGUGCCCUACUUGGAAGUCAACGGCAUUCUUUUGGAACGGAUCGACGGAUAUGAAUUAGAAGACAUGACCGCUUCACCGCUAGCUCCUCCAACCCAUGAGUGGCAACGAAUUGUGCAAUCGGCGGUUAAUCUAGCGCAUGAUAUCAAUAGGCGCGGCAUCGUCAUGCAGGAUUGCGACCCGCGCAACGUGGUUGUGCACGAGGUUUCGCAGACGCCGCACUUCGUCGACUUGGCAGAGUGUCGCUUCCGGGAUGAGAUGGAGAAGUAUUGGCAUGAGUGGGAGUGGGACGACGAUGAAGAUUGGGAUCCGGAGAUCGAGUACUGGAAGUUUGUAGACGACUAUGAUAACCCGAAGGAUAUAGGGGCGCCAAUGGUGACUCGCGCGAAAAGAGAGAGGGGCGUGGACCUGCAAGUUGAGUAUCCGACUUGCAAGGCUCUCAUAUCCCAUAUACGGCACAGGAAAGCGGAGGUAGCAAGAAAAUGGUAGGAUUAAGGCAGUACUUUCUUCUCUCA
Thermothelomyces thermophilus ATCC 42464 is the source of this 1200-nucleotide messenger RNA. RefSeq lists its product as uncharacterized. The record is from RefSeq and is a predicted model, not a curated record. Bases 260 to 1174 code for a protein of 304 amino acids. The transcript has a single exon. Lineage: Eukaryota; Fungi; Ascomycota; Sordariomycetes; Sordariales; Chaetomiaceae.